GGACGUAUAAAAUGCUUCUUUCUUCUUCAUUCUAUAAGCCCUCCCAGGCUUUUCCUCUCCCCAAACAUUCUCUCAGAAUCAGUUUGUCAAAUCUCUUCUAUGUUUAUGAAUGUUCUCUUCCUAAUUCUCUUCUACCCAUCUCUCUACAACCUUCUAUCUGAAUCUCGCUCUGCAAAACCAUAAUGAAGAUGCUACUAAGAAGCUCACCCACACCAAUUCUCAACUCAUGGCUACGUCACUGCUCCAAGCUCGACUCUUCACCAGACCCGGACCUCAAAGUUGUCCCCAGAACCAGAUCCUUCUGCUUCUCAAACUCACUUCACUCUCCCUCCGACUACCCAACCAAGAAGCUGACAAACCAGGCCUUGUCAGAACCCCAUAUCCGAAAAGAUAAACCUAAAUCCAGGAAGAAGAAGAAACCCACUGUACCACCUCCCCUGCUGAACCAACAACAGAUGGGAGAUGGUGAACCAAAACCCAGUUCAGUAUUAUCAUCUUUUUCUUCAGCUGAGAGACUGUUUCCAAGUUCUGGGUUGGGAGAAAUCGUUGUGGACGGUGAUAAUGAGGGAUCUGAUGUUCAGAGACUGUUGGUGAGUGACGGUGGGUUUGGAAAAAAUGAUGGGAGGAUUUAUGGUGGUGGAGGAGGAUCAGACGGUGGCGGUCAUUGUGCUGGUGGGUCAGGCUUUUCUGGGAGAAGUAACCAUGAGAGUGAUAGUACUGAUGCAUAUUACCAGUGCAUGAUUGAGGCAAACCCUGGCAAUGCUCUUCUGCUCGGGAACUAUGCCAACUUCUUGAAAGAGGUAAGAGGAGAUUUUGGCAAAGCAGAGGAGUACUGUGGAAGAGCAAUUUUGGCUAAUCCAAGUGAUGGGAGCGUACUGUCUGUUUUUGCUGAUCUUAUCUGGCAAAACCAGAAAGAUGCUCAAAGAGCUGAGUGUUAUUUUGAUCAAGCUGUUAAAACUGACCCAGAUGAUUGCUAUAUCCUAGCUUCAUAUGCUAAAUUUCUUUGGGAUGCUGAGGAAGAAGAGGAGGAAGAAGAGAAAGAAGUUGAUAGCAAAAGUUUAUCUACUAAUAUCUUCCAUGGAGCUCCUCACCAUCCUCCUAUACUGCAGCUUUUUAAGAGUUCUCUGGAGCUUAUAUGACGUUGACAUAGCAAAAUAACAAAGCAGCUGAGGAAUAAGUUCUUUUUCUUCUCUCCUGGGUGUAGAGGAGAUGAUUUCAUGACUCACGUGAAAGUUAUAACUGAGAAAGUUGACAUCAACCUAUACAAAUUAAUUUAAAAUAUAUAUACAACAUAUUUAAUUCGUCCUCAGAAAGAUAUGAUAGAGUAA
Molecule: messenger RNA, 1328 nt
Organism: Carica papaya (papaya)
Lineage: Eukaryota; Viridiplantae; Streptophyta; Magnoliopsida; Brassicales; Caricaceae
Product: Tetratricopeptide repeat (TPR)-like superfamily protein
Molecular function (GO): protein binding
Source: RefSeq, a predicted model, not a curated record